Clonostachys rhizophaga is the source of this 768-nucleotide messenger RNA. The record is from the annotation of a GenBank genome assembly. NCBI's taxonomy places the organism in Eukaryota, Fungi, Ascomycota, Sordariomycetes, Hypocreales, Bionectriaceae.
AUGGCCUUCACCCAGCUCCUCUUCGCAUCGACACUUGUCGGCGCCGCCUUUGCCGGUCCUAAGACUUGCUCAAGCGAUGUCCCCCUCUCCUGCCACAACACCACGGCCGUCGAGGACACCUGCUGCUUCAUCCCCUCCGGCCAGCUCCUCCUGACCCAAUUCUGGGACACCAACCCUGCCACCGGGCCUGAUGACUCCUGGACCAUCCACGGCCUGUGGCCCGACAACUGCGACGGCACCUACCCCGCCAACUGCGACUCCAGCCGCAAGUACACCAACAUCUCCGACAUCCUGACCGCGGGCGGCGGCGACGCCACCCUCACCUACAUGGAGACCUACUGGAAGGACUACAAGGGCGACGACGAGACCUUCUGGGAGCACGAGUGGGCCAAGCACGGCACCUGCGUGAGCACCCUCGACCCGGACUGCUACGCCGACUACCAGCCCACCGAGGAAGCCGUCGCCUACUUCGCCAAGGCCGUCGAGCUGUUCAAGACGCUCCCCACGCACGAGUGGCUGUCGGACGCGGGCAUCACGCCCUCGUCGUCCAAGAAGUAUGCAUUGAGCGACGUCCAGGCCGCGCUGGAGAAGGGCCACGGCAAGCCCGUCACGGUCAGCUGCGACGGCAAGGCGCUCAACGAGGUGUGGUACCACUACAAUGUGAAGGGGUCGCUGCAGUCGGGCGAGUUUGUCGCUGCCGAGCCGGAUGGGACCAAAGGGAGCUGCCCGUCGUCUGUUAGUUACCUGCCCAAGAGCGGUAGCAAGUAG